UAUAUCAUUACUCCCUGUAGCCCGCUUUCCAUGUUUAUUCAAUUCACCUCUCCGCCAUUUUUAAUUCCACGAGGUUUCAUGGCGGCCUCUCCUCAUCACCACCAGGUUUCAUUCACUUGCACUUCGAUGAACUUCUCAGUUUCCUCGUAGAAUCGAGGUUUAUAUACAGUAGGAAUCCGUUAGUUGGAAGUGGUAGGUUUGAGUAUUCAUGGAGGACGCUCGUAUUGAAGCCACGAAGUUAGUCGAAUCAAAAUUAAUGUUCCCACCUCACCGUCGAUCACAUCUUAAGAGCGACACUUAUCGGACUCUGGUCCGAAUCCUUUCGCCCUUCUGCGGCAGCGACGACGUCUCUUUGGCGACGGAAUUUGAUCCACAACAACUGAGACAUGCUUAUACCAGCCACUUAAAGCAAUCAACUGUAGAAUCAUCAGGCCAGCAGUUCGGUGAAGAUUUUGUAAGACCGGAAAUUGGUGAUUCAGCUAUUGAAACGGUGACAGUGGUUGAAGAUGGCGUGGGGAUGGAUAGUCUUGAAGAUGGAUAUUUUCAUGAAUCUGAAGUGAAGAUGAAUGUAAUAAAAGAUAUGUCAAUAGUGGAAAGAAGUGACAAUGGGAGUGCUGAAAGGGAACUUCAGGGGGCUAGUUCUCAAGAGAACCGUUGUGUUCAUGAGGAAAGUCAUAGUGAUGAGUUAGAGGCAGCAAAUAUGGUUGAAGGAAAUAAGGUGCUUAUUGAUGACAACAGUAGCAAUAAGAUGAGGUCUUCGGAUCAGACCAAUUGUGAAAAUGAUCAAAUAUCACCUAAAAAGUUCCAGGAAGAAAUUGUUGAACAUCAACAAGUUAUGGCUGAACAAGAUGCUGUGAACAGAGCCCAGAAUCUUUCUAUGACGAUAUUCUCGUCAGAAGGCGACAACAUUGAGGAGGCUUCUAAACAUAAGGACAAUCAGGAAAACAUACUUCCGAUUGAAGAUAAGGGCAUGUACCAAUUGACUGAAACACAACCAAAAGAAUCAAAACCUGAGGGCAAAGUUUGCGAGCCUUGUUUAGAGAUGGAGAGAUCUCAUGUUUCUAGUUUUGAGGUCAUGGAGGUGGAAGAUGGUGAACAAUGUAGUGAAAAGGUUUGGGGGUUAGAUCUCUCAUGUUUGGAUAAAGAGAUGCCUUUCUGGGCUAAUGAAUUGAGUAAGGAUAGUGAAGAUUGGGCUGUUUCAAUGGAGGUUGACACCUCCGAAGUAGGGCACAAAAUAGUGUCUGAAAAUAUACAAAUGGACAAAUGUUUGAUUGAAAAUGAAGACAUUGAGGAGGGUGAAAUUUGUGGUGAUUCGACACAUGAAAUUUCAGAAGAUCCAGCUGUAUUAGAUGAGAAGCAUUCCUUGAUUCAAGCUAAUGGAGAAGCAAAGAAGCCGGAUUCCUUAUUCUCCGACAUAGUCAAGUAUGCAACUCAUGAGAAUAAAGAAGAAUCCAAACAAAAGAAGAGUAGUUUGGAUGCUUGUAAACAUGGUAGUAUGGAUUCUGUAAAAAUGGUGACAACUAUAAUAGAUCAAAAUGAUUUUAUGUUAGAGGAAGCAGGAUAUACAGUAAAGGAUAGUAGACCCAAAAGGGAUGCAGAUUCUUUUACCGCACGCAUUAGUAAUCAAGUCCCUUGUGGCCAAGUUCCAAGUGAAUGUGCAACUGGACGGAAAGAAAUUGUAUCGACGGAAAAGGAAACUGGAGCUUGCAAUAAGAAAAAACGUGGUUCAUGUACAGAAGGGAGGAAAGAAAGGAAAAAGAUUCAGAAAAGAAAGAAGCGGGCAGAGAAGAACAGAAAACUUGGUGUCAAAAGGUUGAAGCUACUUCCAGUAACAAUGCCUAAACCUGUGGUAUACUGUCGUCAUUAUAUCAAGGGGAGGUGUCAUGAGGGUGACAAGUGUAAAUUUUCUCAUGAUACAACUCCUGCGACAAAAUCCAUACCAUGUAGUUAUUUUGCACGUCAUUCGUGUAUGAAAGGUGACGACUGUCCUUUUGAUCAUCAGCUGUUCAAGUAUCCUUGUAGCAAUUUUGUAUCAAAAGGUUCAUGCCCUAGAGGUGAUACUUGUAUGUUUUCACACAAGAUUUUGCCCCAAGAACCGUCUAAUAUGCAAAAUUUGAAAACCCAAUCGAAACCACCAGUAACACCGGAUAGUUCGGAUUCUCAAAGGAAAUCAAAUAUGAGUGGUGGCACUAAGCAAAAGCCUGUUUCUGUUACUGGACCCAGCUACGCUGGAGCUUCUUGCAAUAGAACUCCACAGGGAGAAUCUUUGCCGAAAAAAACAACGGGAUCACUGCCGAUUGGAAUCAGUUUUCUCUCUUUUGGGAAGUCACCCGACCAUUCUUCGCAGGUGAAGAACAAUGAUGUGGAACGUAGGAAUUCGUUAACCCAAAGUGGGUUGUGUUCAGUUGAAAAUUCUAGCGAAAUCUCAAGGAAGAUUCAGCCACAAAGCGCGCCAGAGGGGAUAAGUAUUCUAUCGUUUGGUAGAACUUCACUCAGGUCUAACAGUGAGAACUUUGCUACACCUUCAAGCUAUAAUGCUGCCACUAUUACAUCCGGUAAUCAGACUCCAUCUGCUUCGAAAACUGGUCACGAUCCCAUUGAACUGGCGAAGAAAGUACAAAUGACAACGUCCAAACUGACGAACUUCUUUUCUCCGGUAGGAAAUUGUACUUCCAACUCAAAAGUGAGUUCUGAUCUAUCUGUACCGAUGAAGGAAAGCAUGUAUGUUAAGCCUGAAGGCUUAAGUACAAUAUUCUCGAGGCUUCCCGGUACUUCGAUGACAACAGGUCAAUAUUCUGAUAGCUCAGCUUCUAGUAUGAAUAAGGGAACUCCAAACUCCGCUCAGAAGGCUCUACUGUCAACAUUGGCAUUUGCUGCAAAAUAUGAGUCGAUGAAUAAGGGUAAAUCAAGUGCUUCUGCUGGAAGUAACGAUGGUAACAAGGAAGAUAGGAAUGAGAAGAUAAGUGGAAGUCUGAAGAAUGAUCAAGCCAAAGCUUCAAAACUUUUGGAUUUCUUAUUAGGCGUUGGAUCUAAGUCUAAUCUGAAAUGAGAGUGGUUGUAGAUUGCUGCUACUAACCCAGCUGAGCACUGGGAAAAUGGGAUCAAUCAGCUAAAUCAGGGAUCGAAGAGAAUUCAUUCUGUCGCCUUGCUUUCUUUCUCGGUAACACGUUCAUGGUUACGAAAUCUGAUUAAUACCGAAUCGGGUAUGAACAUGCUGGGACUGAGAAAGACAAAAUGCUGCUGAUCAGAAGCUUGCAUUGUGUUAUCCCAUCACAAGCCUAUGUUCAACGAGGAGCUGAAAGCGUCAUGAUAAGGAAGGAAUUGGCAUCCAAUUGAACGACGAUGCUUGGUUCUUUGAUCCACCCUAAAGAACUUGGUUAGGUCACUGUUUUUGCAGCAUGAGAUCGUAUGAACAUCGCUAUCGUCUUUUCGGCGGGGGAGUGUAUUUGAUGGAGAGCCAUUCCUAUCGCUAUCUUCAAUAAAAUUUUGAAAUUAAUUUGGAAAAAAAAAAAAAAUUAUAUUCCUAAUGUAAAGAUUUAUUUAUAUUCUAAAGACUUAAAAGUUAGACUGAAUUUAAACAUCUCAUAGUAUAUAGAGAUCAUUUCAUGUA
Cucurbita maxima (winter squash) is the source of this 3610-nucleotide messenger RNA. RefSeq lists its product as uncharacterized. Lineage: Eukaryota; Viridiplantae; Streptophyta; Magnoliopsida; Cucurbitales; Cucurbitaceae. Gene Ontology annotation, biological process: negative regulation of DNA-templated transcription. Gene Ontology annotation, cellular component: nucleus. Gene Ontology annotation, molecular function: RNA binding; metal ion binding. The coding region runs from base 209 to 3049 and encodes 946 amino acids. The transcript is spliced from 9 exons. The record is from RefSeq and is a predicted model, not a curated record.